CAACAACAACAACAGCAAAAUGUUGCGGAAAACCUCAUCGAAAAUCAAAACGCAAGCAACGAACAAAACGAAAGACUUCACUUUCGCAGCCGUUCAGCAACCUCAGUCGGUGCAGUAGCAGCAGCGACAGCGGCAGCGCCAGCGCCAGUCACUUGCAAUUCAACUUCACCACUAUGCUGUAAUGGCAUGCUGCCCACCACAGCCACCACCAUGCUCAACUGUUGCCGCGAUAUUAACUGCCACCUGAAUACCCCGCUGGCGCCACCAUUGCGCGGCAGCGUUGAGCGCAGUCGACGCUCAGAGAGUCGGCAAUCUUUUCUAGCAUCAGGAACGCUUAAGCCGACGACGACAGCAUCGUCUACGCCUACCUCUGCAUCUAAGCAGUCGCGUUCCCGUUCACGUUCGCGUUCGCGUUCGGGUUCUUGUGAUGUCGGCGGCAACUCGUGCAAUAUUGGGGAUCCUCUCAGGCAGAGCCCAGACAGCGCUGCGGCAGCGAAAUUAACCGUUAGCCUGCACAUUGAUCUCAUCAGCUGGGGUCUCUUUCUGCUGGCGUUCUUAACGCGUUUCUAUAAGCUGGCAACGCCGCCGCAUGUUGUCUUCGAUGAGCUGCAUUACGGCAAAUAUAUAUCGCACUAUAUGCGCAACAUCUUCUUCUUCGAUCAGCAUCCGCCACUGGGCAAGCAGCUGAUAGCUGGCCUUGUCAGCUUUGUCGGCUACGAUGGCAACUACACAUUUCCACGCAUUGGCGCCACCUAUGCGUCAAAUGUGCCCGUCUUCUGGCUGCGCUUUGUGCCCGCACUUUGUGGAAGUCUGCUCGCACCAGCCGUCUACAAGCUGCUGUUGGAAGCGCAGCUGCGUCGCUGGGCAGCAGCGCUUGGCGGCCUGCUUGUCGUGUUGGACAAUGCUCUCCUAACGCAGUCGCGUUUCAUUCUCAUGGAAUCGAUGCUGCUGCUGGCCAGCACCGUGGGCAUUGCCUGUCUGCUGCGCUUCCAGCGCUGCUCGCUGGGCAGCCUCAACUGGCUAAGCAGCGGAGCGGCGGCUGCCCUUUUUCUUGCCUGCGCCGGCUGCGUCAAGUAUGUUGGCUUCCUGGCGCUGGCCCUUGCCGGUUAUUUGCUGUGUCGACAUCUCUGGAAACUGCUCUACGAUGCGACCUUGACAAAUGGCCAACUAUGGCUGCACGCACUGGGCAGACUGUUGCUGUUUGUCGGCAUCCCGCUGGCCGUUUACCUGGGCGUCUUUUACGUGCACCUAAAGACGCUACAUCGGGCGGGGCCACAUGACACCAUCAUGACGAGUGCGUUUCAGGCCUCGCUGGACGGCGGCCUGGCGUCGAUUACACGCGGCCAGCCGUUGGCUGUGGUGCACGGCUCGCAGAUAACGCUGCGGCAUACGCACGGACGCACCUGCUGGCUGCACUCGCAUGCCGCCGUGUAUCCGGUGAGGUACAAGGAUCAGCGUGGCUCGUCGCACCAGCAGCAGGUGACAUGCUACUCGUUCAAGGACGUGAACAACUGGUGGAUUGUGAAGCGUCCGGAACGCGAUGAUCUGGUGGUGGGCGAGCAGCCCGAUGCCAUACGACAUGGCGAUGUCGUUCAGCUGGUGCACGGCAUUACCAGCCGUGCGCUGAACUCGCACGACGUGGCGGCGCCCAUGACGCCGCAAUGCCAGGAGGUCAGCUGCUACAUUGACUACGAGAUCAAGAUGGCCGGUGAGCUGCUGUGGCGCGUCGAGAUACUCAACCGUCAGACCGAGGGCGAUCGCUGGCAUGCCAUCAAGUCAGAGAUACGGCUCAUACACGAGACGACGGGCGCCGCGCUGCGCUUCAGUGGCCGCCAGUUGCCCAGCUGGGGCUUCAAUCAGCACGAGGUGGUCGCUGAUCGCGAUCCAAUGCAUCAGGAUGCCAUCUGGAAUGUGGAGGAGCAUCGCUACACCAAGACUCAGGAUCAGCGUGAGCGCGAGCGCCAACUGCUCUCCGCCGAGAUGAUUCCCACCAAACGGACCAAGCUCUCGUUCUGGGCCAAGCUGCUCGAGCUGCAGACGAAGAUGUUCUGGCAUGCCAAACAGGUGCAGAGCCACAUGUACAGCUCCCAGCCGCACGAGUGGCCGCUGCUGGACAAGGGCAUCGCCUACUGGCUGGACGACAGCUCCAGCGCCCAAAUCUAUCUGCUGGGCAAUGUGCUCAUCUGGUAUAUGGCCAGCGCGGGUCUGUUUAUCUAUGCCGCACUGCUAGUCUUUUAUGCGCUGCGUCGCCGUCGCCUGUGCUUUGAUGUCUCCGCCGGCGAAUGGAGGCGCUUCCUCGGCGCCGGCGACACCUUCUUUGUCGGCUAUUUGAUGCACUAUUUGCCCUACUUCUUUGUGGAUCGUACGCUCUUUCUGCACAACUAUCUGCCGGCGUUUGUCUUCAAGCUGCUGCUGCUCUGCUAUGUGCUCGACCAUGUUGACUAUCUGCUGCGGAGCCACUGCAGCCGCCGUCGCAGCCGGGCAUCUGUGCAUCUGGUGCGCAUCUAUCGUCUGGCCCUGCUGCUCUGGCUGAUUGCCGUCUGCGCGGUCUUCAUCAAGUUCUUGCCAUUGAGCUACGGCUCCAGAAAGAUGUCCGCCAAGGAAAUCAUCGAUUUGCGCUGGAAGGACACCUGGGACUUUAUACUGCAAAAGAACUAUGCAUUGCAAUGAGCCAUCCACCUACCCGGCACCCCGCACCCCGCACCCGGCACCCUGCACCAUGUACAAUAAACCGUUAUGAUCCAGUUGAGGAGCUAUUCGAAC
Molecule: messenger RNA, 2763 nt
Organism: Drosophila novamexicana
Lineage: Eukaryota; Metazoa; Arthropoda; Insecta; Diptera; Drosophilidae
Gene: rt
Product: protein O-mannosyltransferase 1
Exons: 4
Biological process (GO): protein O-linked glycosylation via mannose
Cellular component (GO): endoplasmic reticulum; membrane
Molecular function (GO): dolichyl-phosphate-mannose-protein mannosyltransferase activity
Source: RefSeq, a predicted model, not a curated record